Messenger RNA from Capsella rubella, 3591 nucleotides. RefSeq names its product protein SCAR3. Gene Ontology annotation, cellular component: cytoskeleton. Lineage: Eukaryota; Viridiplantae; Streptophyta; Magnoliopsida; Brassicales; Brassicaceae. The transcript is spliced from 9 exons. Gene Ontology annotation, biological process: actin cytoskeleton organization; positive regulation of Arp2/3 complex-mediated actin nucleation. The record is from RefSeq and is a predicted model, not a curated record. Gene Ontology annotation, molecular function: Arp2/3 complex binding; protein kinase A regulatory subunit binding. The coding region runs from base 309 to 3362 and encodes 1017 amino acids.
CUUUUCACUGUUAAAUGAAAUUGGAAAGGAAUGGCUUGUGAUAUUGGCAAUGUCAAUGUCUCUCUCUUCUCAGUCUUUGUCUCACCCUCCAAAAAUUUCCCUCUCUGUUUUGAGCAGUUAAGCUGCCUCAUCAAUCUCACUCACCAAAAACCCAUAAACAAUCAUUAAUCUUCCCUCUCUUGUUUUCAUCAAAACCCCCAUUUCUCAAUUUCUUCCACACCCUUUUGAUUCUUUCUCCAGCUCUGUAACUCUGUCAAUGCUCUAGACACAAUUGUUUUCCUCAAUGUGCCUUGAUUUUUAGAGAAAAAAUGCCACUUUCGAGGAAUGUAUACGGUAUGAGCCAAACCGAUGUGUAUAGAAAUGUCGAUCGUGAAGACCCCAAGGCAGUUCUUAAUGGUGUUGCAGUUACUGGAAUUGUUGGGAUCUUGCGUCAGCUUGGUGAUCUCGCUGAGUUUGCAGCUGAGAUAUUCCAUGGCAUACAGGAGGAAGUCAUGGCUACAGCUUCAAGAAGCAAUCAAUUAAAGAUUAGAUUGCAGCAUAUAGAAGCUACAGUGUCUCCACUAGAAAAGGCGAUGCUUGGACAAACAACUCACAUACAUUUUGCUUACACAGGAGGUUUGGAGUGGCAUCCUCGUAUUCCAAUUACGCAAAAUCACUUAAUUUACGACGACUUGCCUCACAUUAUUAUGGAAUCCUAUGAAGAGUGCAAGGAUCCCCCACGAUUGCACUGGCUUGAUAAAUUUGAUAUAAAUGGUCCUGGUUCUUGCAUGAAGCGGUAUUCUGAUCCUACUUAUUUCAGAAGAGCAUCAAGCAACCUGAUUCAAGGAAACAAGAAUGUACAGAAAGAUAAAAAGCACUAUAAAAUGAAGAAGAAAAAACCUUCAUCAAGGAGUCGAGAUAUGUCACGUUUAGCCUCCAUUGCUAACCAGAAUGCCAGGAAGACAUUUACUUCUUUUAGCUUCAGUGGAAAAACCUCUUCUACCAAAACCACCUCAACCAGUGACAUGGAAAAAAGAUCUGAUUUUCAAGAUCAUCAUUCUCGCUCUUUUGAGUCCAGAAGUGGUUCAGGCUACAUCGAAUGCCUUUCAACCGCAACCUCUUCAUUGAAGACUAAAGAAAUACCGAAAGGGGAAUUAGUUUCAUCCAGUUUGAUACCGGGCUCUUGCACUAUAGCUUCAGUCCUUUCUGAAUGUGAAACCGAAGAUGCACAUGAUAAUUUCCAGUUUAGCCCUUCACAAGGGCAAGCUGCUCGUGGCUCUUCUUGCGUUAGUUGGGAUGAGAAAGUGGAGAUAGUGGAAUCUCUUGGUUUGCAGACAGAUGAAGCUUGUGAAAAGAUGGAGGCGAGCUCUGUUGUGGAUGAACUAGAAGAGAAACCAAGCUACAGAGAAGGGACUGGUAGAGUUGAUAUUCGUUCUAAGGACCUUGAAAAUGAUGAAUCAGAAUUAGGACUUCAAAAUCGUACUGGGAUGGAUGAGAUAAGAGAGAAAAAAAUUGGUCGGAAUAUUGUGGGGGAAAAACUGAGGGAUACUGAACAUGAGACUGAAAGCGAAGGGGAGUGUUUUGUUGAUGCGCUUAAUACUAUUGAAUUGGAAUCUGAGAAUGAUCUAGGGCUCCAAACUAGGCAAGAAGUAGUGAGCAGUUCAUGUGGUGUUGUAGCUGAGAGUUUGGAAAAGUCAUUGUGUGAUCAAGAAAUAGAACAAAAUUCCAACAGUGCCAAAGAUUUUUGUAGAGCAGAUGGGUAUGUGGACUACGAUUUUAAAGAUGAAGAGAAUGCAUCAUUGGCAAAUGAAUCUGAUAAAAUGAAUCGUCAAGACCCACAAGUAGGGUUAGAUAUCAACCGCUUCCAUCAAAAUGAUCUUUGUGCAAAGAAGGGUACACGUAACAAUUCUGUUGGAGAAGAUAGCAUCACAUUUACAUUUGUGCCUGGUCUUGAGAACAGUUUAGUUGAUUCAUCGAACCCCUUGAUCCAUCAUAGCUUACAGGAAAACCGAGAAUCAGAAGCUGGAACUUCUAGUGAUCUCGAAGCAUUUAGAAUAUGGACUAAUGGGGGUUUGUUGGGACUGAAGCCAUCAAAACCUCCAGUCUUGGCUGUGCCAAGUUCUUUCAAUCCAGAUUGCAAGACCAAGGAAAGAACAUCUGCUUCUGCAGAAGCUGAAAAAGAUAAAUCAGAUGAUCUAGAUUCACAUAGACAUGUUCUCCAAAAAUCAAGCUUAGCAAUUCCAGGAACCCAAAAUCAGACCUGUUCAGAUGGCAAAGCCAUGAAUGUUGUAGACCAAAGAGAGUGCGACGAGACUUUUUCCGGAGUUAUUGACAAGUUACUCACCAAUGGUUUCCGCAGAAAGGAUUCAUUUACCCUUGAUAAAAAGACUGUGCCAGCAACGAUUCCAGAGAAUGAUGAAGUGAAUACAGAGAAGAGGUUCAGUGACCAAGACUUUAAUGAGAAAACCUUAAUGGACUCGUUCAGAGACGAAGCUUCUAUUGAUUGGAGUACUUCUUCCCCGCCUCUUCAACACAUGAAAAUAUCUCUCAGUCCCACUGACACCCUUCAGACUUCCAGACUGAAGCUGAAAUUUUCAGAUGGGGACAGCAACUAUAAUACGUUCUCUUCGUUUCAGUUGCUUCCAGAGGCUGCUACUUUCUUUUCUGAUUCUAAUUCAGACGAUGAAACUUUUUGUAAAUCCUCUCCUAACAUGUCAGAUACCGAUUAUCGUAGCGAUAAUCACUCCUUAUCGAAUUCCGAGCAGUGGGAAGAAUCUAGUGACAGCCAUGAAAGAAAUGAGCACGAGCUAUAUGAUUCUUUCCAUGAGAUUAGGCAUGUUGACAACAAUGCUGAAGGUUCUCCUCUAGAGAUUAAAUCAGAAAGUGGUAAUAUCUCUGUAAACCUCUCAUACCUCCAAAAUCCUGCUGAUCCCUUACCACCGCCAUUUCCACCUGUACAAUGGAUGGUUUCAAAGACACCUUCAGACAAAACUGAAGACAAAACACAAUCCCUACAACUACAAGACGCUCUAAGGUUCGCCUUUGAGAAGCAUAUUUCAUUGCCUACAGUCGACAAAGAACUGCCUAGCAUGGUGACUUCUGCUCCUAAACCAGAAAUUAAGGUCCAUCUAAAGAAUAAUGUCAGGCAGGGGAAACAAAGUGCCAACGCAGAGGAGACCGAAACUGGAGACUUCUUACAACAAAUCCGAACACAGCAAUUCAACCUGAGACCUGUGGUCAUGACAACGACGUCAUCGGCAACCGGAACAACUGACCCUAUCAUAAACACUAAGAUCAGCGCGAUUUUGGAGAAAGCAAACUCAAUACGCCAGGCUGUAGCUAGCAAAGAUGGAGAUGAAAGCGAUACAUGGAGCGAUACAUAAAAUCCCUUUAGAUUAAAGAUUCCAAUUCAUCUUUGUAAGCUCUACUCUCUAACGACAUAGAUACAGAAAAGGGUUUAAGCUAGUCCUGCAAGCAAUUUUUUUAUUGUAUCAUAUCUAAUGUGUGGUGUGUACAUGGUACGUAAAUUUUGUCGUGUGUGAUCUACUGAUCUGUAUCUUCAAAAUAAGGAAGUUCUAGAAAUAAAAAUAAGAGUGAAAGCUAUUAUGCUCA